Sphaeramia orbicularis (orbiculate cardinalfish) is the source of this 1030-nucleotide messenger RNA. RefSeq names its product gap junction protein beta 9b (gene gjb9b). Gene Ontology annotation, molecular function: gap junction channel activity. The coding region runs from base 184 to 1005 and encodes 273 amino acids. The record is from RefSeq and is a predicted model, not a curated record. Gene Ontology annotation, biological process: cell-cell signaling. Gene Ontology annotation, cellular component: connexin complex. Lineage: Eukaryota; Metazoa; Chordata; Actinopteri; Kurtiformes; Apogonidae. The transcript has 3 exons.
AAAGCCAACCCCCUCAAACCUGCCAGGUGAGGCCAAGCUCGUCUGAUCUAACACAAUGCCAGCGGGAAACAUUUCUUUUACACCACUUCUUUGUGCCUAAGGUUAUUAUUGUUAAGUUCUUUCCAAACCAGCCUCAUCUCCUGAGCCCCCUCCCUUCCAUCCUCCACCUCUGAGGCAGGAGCCAUGAACUGGUCUGCGUUGGAAGCCCUCAUCAGUGGGGUCAAUAAAUACUCCACUGUAUUUGGCCGUGUCUGGCUCUCCAUGGUCUUCGUCUUUCGGGUGAUGGUAUUCGUGGUGGCGGCCCAGCGAGUGUGGGGUGACGAAAACAAGGAUUUUGUGUGCAAUACGGCGCAGCCAGGAUGCAACAAUGUUUGCUAUGACCACAUCUUCCCCAUCUCCCACAUCCGUCUGUGGGCACUACAGCUCAUCUUUGUCACUUGUCCUUCACUUUUGGUAGUGGGACACGUGAAGUAUAGAGAAAAGAAGGACUCGCAGUACACGGUCUCACAUAAGGGUGCCCAUCUGUAUGCUAACCCUGGGAAGAAACGUGGAGGGCUGUGGUGGACAUACUUGCUGAGCCUAGUGUUCAAGGCAGGCUUUGAUGCUGGCUUCCUCUACAUCCUGUACCACAUCUAUGAUGGUUACGACAUGCCCCGCCUCUCCAAGUGCUCUCUGGCACCAUGUCCCAACACAGUGGACUGCUUCAUAUCAAGGCCCACUGAGAAGAAGAUCUUCACCCUGUUCAUGGUGGUCUCCUCUGUCUUCUGCAUCCUAAUGUGCAUCUGUGAGAUGGUUUAUCUCAUCUGCAAACGCAUCCUCAAACUUCUUAAGAGGAAAAAUGAGGCAGAAAGAAGGAUGUUCGCUGAGACUCAUGAGAUGACCCCACUAGCAGCUCCCAGGUCAGAAUUCAGGUCCAAAACAUCAGUCAGAGUGGAUCCGACAGCAGCAUCCACCCAGAACCUCAGUAACAUCAAAGCAGAGGAGGGGACGUCUAGGAAAGAGUGAAGCUCUUCAUGUGAGGUGUCCCAUU